This is a messenger RNA of Apis florea (little honeybee), 2167 nucleotides long. RefSeq lists its product as uncharacterized. Lineage: Eukaryota; Metazoa; Arthropoda; Insecta; Hymenoptera; Apidae. The record is from RefSeq and is a predicted model, not a curated record.
UAUCCUAUUAAUCACUAUAAAAAUCAUUAAAAAGGAGAUUUAUCCUUUUUCAUGAGCUCUAAUGGAAUUUAAAAUAUAACUAAAAAUUUUUUAAAAUAAAUAUGGCUACUUCAAAUGAUGAAAAGAUAGAAGCAAUAAAAUUUGCUAAAGAAUAUCAUCAAAAUUAUUAUGAACUUCUUCCUGAUUGGUUUCAAUAUGAUUUUGAAAAUUAUGAACUUAUAAGACAUAAAAUUGGAUAUGCUUUAUUUGGUCUUCCUAAAAUAGAUAUAGACACUGACAUUUCAAAUAUUUCUAUAAGUACAAAUGAUAAUAAUCAAUCAGAUUAUAUAUUUAAAAAAAUAAUAUAUGACAAAACAAUGUGCAAAGUUAUAAAUACAAUAUAUGAGAAGAUAAUAAAAUAUGGAAAAGACAACAAUAAUAGUUCUAUAUAUAUUGGAAUUAUAUUUAAUAUAAUAUUUUUACAAACAAAAGUUUCACAGAAAUCUAAUGAAAAAGAUAAUAUAUCAAGUAAAGAGAAUAAUAACAUAUGUGUUUUACCAAUAUUUAAAUUAAAAACAUUACAAUAUGGUACAUGGUAUAUUGAUAAUGAGGGCAGAAUUUAUAAAACUUGGAAAGAUUACAUAUCAAACAAUACAUUACCUCCGUGUACUAUGAUUUUACCAAAAAAUGGUUUAUAUCAAUGUAAUCCAAAUUAUAAAGUAACAGAAUAUUUUUCAAGUGUAUGGAUUGAAAUAUUAGAUUCUCCUGCUUGUACUUUUAAAAAUAAAGUUCUUAAGGGCGUUGAUGUUGCUGUAAAUGCAAUGUCCAUAGUUACUAGUAUCGGACUUAGUGCUGCUAGCUUUUUAACACCUAUUGGACCAACUAUUCUUACUGCAGGUAUAAUUCAUGGUGGAAUUUGUGGAACAUGGAUUAUUGCUAGAAAUUCACAAAAAUUAAUAGAUCUUGCUACACAUAAACAAUCCAUCAAUCCUAUAAAUAAAAAUGCAUUCUCUGCUUGGUUUGAAGUAAGUAGUACAGCUUUAACAUUAGGAGCAAAUAGUGGAAGUAUGCUUAUCUCAAAAGCUCUUUCAAGAGGCUGUACUAUAAGUGCUGCAGCUAAAGUAGCUUAUAAUUCUGUGAUAUUGAGCAAUUUAACUGUGAAUGGUGCUGGUAUAAUUUACCAGGGAUAUCGUUUAAUUGAAAAAUAUCAGAUGGAAAAAAAUGUUGAUUUUUUGGAUAUAGCUAUCUUUACUUCACAAAUUUUAUUCUUUAGUAAUGUUUUAAUAAAAACCAAAUUAGCUAGUGAACUCAUAAUAUCAUCUAAAGGUACUAUUCUUGAAAGACUCAAAAAUGUUUUACGAGUUAAUCGUUUAAAACAGGAAUUUAAUAAAAUAAAUGCAUACAGUACUAAAGACAUGCAAAAUAAAUCUGAAAGUAUUAUAUAUAAGAUAAAAGAAUUUGCUAACAAAGAAGAUUUCUUAAAUAGUUUAAGUAAAAUGAAUUGGAACAAUAAAUUUUCAAUAAAAUAUCAGAAUGGCAAUAUUGUUAUAAAUAAUAAAAUAUUUAUACAUCCUAUUCAGUUUACGACUCACUUAUUGACGAUUGGUGCAGUCGCAUUUAAUUUAAUAGAUCCACAUUCAUCGAUAGUAUCUAAGGAAAGAAAUUAUAUAAUGAUUAAUUUAAAAAUUCUAAUAAAACAAUUGUUAAAAAAUUUUUAUGUAGAAAAACAAUAUUCAGAUGAAAUAAUUCCCGAUGUUAAUUAUUUUAACGAAAUAUUACAAGAAAUAAAAUACAUGGAUAACCCGGUUGAUGUAUUAACUAAGUGUUUCAAAAUUGCUGUAACUAUAGUAGAACAUUGCAAUGAUCCCCGGCAAUUCUUAUGUGAUGCUGUUUAUUCUUAUGGACAUAUUGUAAAGGAAUUUAAAAGAAUAUGGUAUAAACACCAAUACUACUUCUAAGAACAAAAUAUUUAAUGAAUUAGCAAGAAUUGUUAUGUUUUUAUAUGAAUGUAUUGAGGUAAUAGCCAAUGAAUUAUUUUCAGCUUUUUAUGCGUAUAUAUCAACCACAAAACCCGAAAUUAAUAAUUAAAAUAGUCAUGUUAAGUGAUAAUUAGAUGCAGAUAUAUGCAUAUAUAUAUGCAUCUAUACAAAAUUUAAAUAUAUAAAAAUCUAUAGAAUACAUAUUACAU